AAUAGCACUCCUAGGGCUGCCGCUGACUGGGACCUUUCUAGGGACCUUUCUCUCAGCCAGGAGAAAUUUUGAUAUUAAUCAGAAAGACCUCUGGAAGAUCCAGAAAGCUGUAGCGGGAAGUUAACCUGUGAACAACCAGCAUGGGAAUCCUCUACUCUGAGCCCAUAUGCCAGGCGGCCUAUCAGAAUGACCUGGGGCAAGUGUGGCGGUGGGUGAAGGAGGACAGCAACUAUGUCAACGUGCAGGACAGCUUUAACGGAGAUACCCCCCUGAUCUCUGCUUGCCGGCGUGGCCAUAUGAAGGUCAUUUCCUUCCUUUUAAAAAGAAAUGCUAAUGUCAACCUCAAGAACCGGAAAGGGAGAACCUGCUUGCAUUAUGCUGUGAGGAAAAAAUUUACCUUCAUGGACUAUCUCCUCAUCAUCCUCUUAAUGCCUGUCCUGCUUAUUGGGUAUUUCCUCAUGGUAUCAAAGACAAAGCAGAAUGAGGCUCUUGUGCGAAUGCUACUGGAUGCUGGUGUCGAAGUUAAUGCUACAGACUGUUAUGGCUGCACUGCCUUACACUAUGCCUGCGAGAUGAAGAACCAGACUCUUAUCCCUCUGCUCCUGGAAGCCCAUGCAGACCCCUUGAUUAAGAAUAAGUAUGGUGAGAGUUCACUGGAUAUUACACGGAAGUUAAAAUUUUCCCAGAUUGAAUUAAUGCUAAGGAAAGCUUCAUAAUCCUUGUGACUUCACAAAUGGAGACCUGGAGUUAGAGGACUGGAUUCUAUCUCCAUCUUGAACUGUUGGUCUGUGGGCCACUCAAUCUGGAUGCCAUUAUUUUAUGAAGAUAAUGAUGAUUGCCAGGGGCAACGUUUUCCAGGGAGCCUUUUAUUUACAGUACUUUUUGCUUAAUUGAGUUCACCAUGGUGACAAUACUUCUAAGGGAAACACUAAAGUUGUUGGAGACUUCAUGUCAGUCAAAAACUGCUAUUUCAGCCUGGUGCAGUGGCUCACUACAGUCCCAGCUACCUGGCAGGCGGCAGUGGGAGGGUCACCUCAGACCUGGAAUUCAAGACCAAUCUGGGGAACAUAGCAAGACCGUAUCUCAAACAACGACAACAAGAAGCUCAGUUUCUCCUGAAGAAGAAGAUUAGGGUUAUCUUCUGAGAUCGUGUUCUCUCUUCCUAGUUGUAUCCCUCUUAUAAAGAGAGUAUUUGGUCUCUGGAAGCCAAACUGUCUCUCUCAGCCCCCUUUGAGUACGGAGAGGAAGACUCAAAGUAUGUACACUUGUAUAGAAUGGUGUGUAGAUGUGUGUGGGUUUAGAGUCAUGUGCCCACAUUCCUUGGAUGAAACAACUGCAAUAAAAACAUCAAUCAUGUGUUAGUGGUGGGUGUGUUAAUCACCGAAAUUGGCAGAUUGACAAUAUAGAACUUUUACCAGCAUACCACUAGACGUGUUGGUAUCAAUUUACAAAUAAAA
Messenger RNA from Otolemur garnettii (small-eared galago), 1457 nucleotides. It is a transcript of the gene ANKRD22, whose product is annotated as ankyrin repeat domain 22. Bases 141 to 716 code for a protein of 191 amino acids. The transcript has 6 exons. NCBI's taxonomy places the organism in Eukaryota, Metazoa, Chordata, Mammalia, Primates, Galagidae. The record is from RefSeq and is a predicted model, not a curated record. Gene Ontology annotation, molecular function: protein binding.